UAUUCGAUUAGUAAAGCACUUCAAUUCGCAAUGAGCAGAAUUGUAAUAUAUUCAGCCUUGAUUGUGGUUGCUCAAGGAGUGUCCUUUGCAGGAUCAACAAUUUCACCAGAAACAUGUGAAUCAACUCGUCAACUUGAAGAACAAUGCAGCACGUAUUCGUAUUCAGUUUUAAAGCCAAUGCUGGAUUAUUUGCGACAUGUUAGGGAAGAACUAGAAAGAAAGGAAUUGAUGAAUAGGGAAAUUCAAGAAUUAAGAGCCAAUCGGGAUUAUAACAACGGGAUCAUUAAAGAAUUAAGAAAUCAAAUUGAAUUUCAAAAGGAAACUAUUCGAAAGUUUACUGAUAUUUCAAAAAUAAGAGAUAAUUGUGAUGAUUUAAUUUUGAAAUUAAGUGAUAGAAGCAAAAUGCUAUCAAAAUGUGAACAUAAUUUUAAAGAAGUUAAUAGAACUUUUGUUGAAAAAAGUGACAGUCUAGUAAAGUUGGAAAAUAACUUCAAUGAGCUUAAUAAAACAUUUAUUGAAAAAAAAUUAUAUGUUAUUAAAAUGUGAAAAUAAUUUCAGCGAGCUUAAAAAAAACAUUAUUGAAAAGAAUGAGAGUCUAGUAAAGUUGAAAAAAAGCUUCAAUGAGCUUAAUGAAAAGUAUAUUGAAAAGAAUAAUGGGAUAUUCAAAUGUGAAAAUAAAUUCAGCGAGCUUAAUCAAACUUUUGUUAAAAAUAAUGAAAGGUUAUCAAAAUGUGAUCGUAAAUUCAACGAUCUUAAUAAAACAUUUAUAAGAUCGAAUGAGAGUCUAGUAAAUUGGGAAAAUAACUUCAAUAAACUUAACGAAUCAUUUGUUGAAAAGAACACUGAGUUAUUAGAACAUAUCAAAGACCUACAAAUGUGCCAAAAAGAUAACGAAAUGUUAAAGAGAAAUGAGAAAAGGAUUUCAGAUAGUUACACUUCGAAUAUUCGUUCAAUAAAUGUGCCUGACUAUGAUUCAUUCGAUGUGUUGUUCGAUAAUAAGACAGCUGAAAAAGACUGGAUAGUAAUCCAGCAAAGAAUAGACGGUAAAGAAGAUUUUUAUCGCGAUUGGAAUACGUACGUAGCAGGCUUUGGAUCUUUUGAGGGAGAUUUCUUUCUAGGCCUAGAGAAGAUUCAUCGACUAACGUACUCGACACGCUAUCAACUUCGUAUUCGCGUGGAAUACUUCAAUGGAAUAAUACGACACGGUGGCUACGAUAAUUUCAAAGUUGACGGCAAUGAAACGGACUACACAUUGAGCAGUUUGGGUAAAUUUUCUGGCGAUAACGACGGUCAUCCCUGGGGUGGCGACAAUUUACGACAUCAGGAAGGCAUGAAAUUCUCAACAUUUGACCGCGAUAAUGAUCGGUGGGAGAACGAGUGUGCAAAAUCUCAUAAAGCAGGAUGGUGGCACAAUCGUUGCACAGUGAGCAAUUUAAAUGGAUUAUACUCAGUGAUGGACGGCAACACAUACACACAAAUGUAUUGGUCAAACUUUACGCCUCUCAAGAGUGUUCAAAUGAUGAUACGAAAAUAUCAACCAUUGUAAACAAAAGUUUUUAAUGAAACGAUAACUUAUUUUCUAAUUUAAUGCCCAUAUAAAUUUCACUUUUAUUUGCUCAUAGAGCUCCUAUCAGAACUUGACACUGUGCGUAUACGUGAUGUGCUUAUUACGAACAUUAAACAAAUGAGCAUGAUGAUGACGAGGCAACAAUAUUUUAAAGCUUUGCAGCCUUUAAUGGAUUUUAACCUUUCGAACUUAUUUAUCUCUUUAGCAAAAAAAAACAAAAAUAAAAUGAAUCACAUAAUUUGUUAGUUUCUAAGUGCAGAUAAUCACUAUGGGAAAAAUUGGCAGCCUAAAAUAG
Molecule: messenger RNA, 1862 nt
Organism: Drosophila nasuta
Lineage: Eukaryota; Metazoa; Arthropoda; Insecta; Diptera; Drosophilidae
Product: ficolin-3-like
Exons: 3
Coding region: 494-1546 (350 amino acids)
Source: RefSeq, a predicted model, not a curated record